Molecule: messenger RNA, 7310 nt
Organism: Bombina bombina (fire-bellied toad)
Lineage: Eukaryota; Metazoa; Chordata; Amphibia; Anura; Bombinatoridae
Gene: DOCK11
Product: dedicator of cytokinesis 11
Exons: 54
Coding region: 80-6298 (2072 amino acids)
Biological process (GO): positive regulation of filopodium assembly; small GTPase-mediated signal transduction; positive regulation of GTPase activity
Molecular function (GO): guanyl-nucleotide exchange factor activity
Source: RefSeq, a predicted model, not a curated record
GCCGCCCCGGACUGAGGCGGGAGGGGGAUCAGACUACACGAGGGUUACCAGUGUGACAGACCGGAGACAACAACUAAAAAUGUCCGAAAUGAGAAAAUUCACCAAGAGGCUGAGCAAGCCGGGCACGGCGGCUGAACUGAGGCAGAGCGUGUCUGAGGCGGUCAGGAGCUCCGUUGUGAUGGAGAAAGCAAGAGUAGUAGAGCCACUGGACUACGAAAUGGUUAUCUCACAGAGGAAGGCUCAGAUAUACAGCGAUCCACACAGAGACCUGCUGAUGUUUCCUAUGGAAGAUGUUUUUAUAUCUACAGUUGACCGUCAGUGGAGGACAGUCCAUUCCACAUUACCUGAGGAUGCACUGAGCAAAGCAAAGAGUCUGUUUGUGAAGGAGUGCAUUAAAUACUACAGCUCUGACUGGAAAGUAGUCAACUACAAAUAUGAAGAAUAUUCUGGUGAUUUUAGAAGUUUACCUUGCAAAUCGUUUAGACCAGAAAAGAUUCCAAGUCACAUGUUUGAAAUAGAUGAAGAUUUUGACAAAGAUGAGGACUGUUCAUCAAUUUGUUCUCAGAAGGGAGGAAUCAUAAAACAAGGCUGGCUCCAUAAAGCUAACAUUGGCACCACUAUCCCCGUCACAAUGAAGGUUUUCAGAAGAAGAUAUUUUUACCUAAACCAGCUCCCUGAUGGUUCUUACAUCUUGAACUCUUGCAAGGAUGAGAAAAAUUCCAAGGAAUCCAAAGGUUGCAUCUUCCUGGAUUCAUGUAUCGACGUGACACAGUGUCCAAAGAUGCGUCGCAAUGCUUUUGAGCUGAGAAUGCUAGAUAAGUCAAGUCAUUAUCUGGCUGCUGAAACUGAACAGGAAAUGGAGGACUGGCUCGUGAUACUGAAAAAAAUUAUUCAGAUCAACGCAGAGAGUUUGGUGCAAGAAAAGAAAGACACGGUUGACCCUGUUCAAGAUGAUGAAGGCAGCAGUCAUGGGAAAUCAGAAAACAUUAUGGAGAGUUUGGAAAGAAGCAUGCAUCCUGAGCUGGUGAAGUAUGGAAGAGAGACCGAACAACUGAAUAAGUUAAGUAGAAAUGAAGGAAGACAAAACUUAUUCUCAUUCGACUCUGAUGUUCAGAGAUUAGAUUUCUCUGGAAUUGAGCCAGAUAUACGACCGUUUGAAGAGAAGUCCAGCAGACGUUUUCUUGUGAAAUGCCAGGAACUGAGUUUUAACAUUCUUGGGCAUGUAGAUGACAUCUCAGAAGGAACAUUAACAAAUGUGGAGCCUUUCUUUGUCAGUCUAGCAUUAUUUGACUUAAAAAAUAAUUGCAAGAUAUCUGCUGAUUUCCACGUGGAUCUCAAUCCUCCUGCAGUACACGAAAUGCUGACCCAUCUCACAGCCCAGUCACCCAAGGACGGAAUAUCAAAGAGAGUUUCAACCAGCGAGGCAUUUAUCUAUGGGAUCCCUGAAUCUCAUUUCCACUACAUAAAAGAGGCCAUUUUUUCAGUCACAAAUCCACAUCCUGAAAUUUUCCUGGUAGCACGAGUGGAAAAAGUAUUGCAAGGCAGCAUUAAUCACUGUGCAGAGCCAUACAUCAAAAAUUCAGAUCCAGCAAAGACUGCUCAGAAAGUGCACAAGCUUGCCAAACAAGUGUGUAGUAGGCUUGGUCAAUACAGGAUGCCGUUUGCCUGGUCUGCAAGGCCACUAUUUAAAGACACACAAGGAACGCUGGACACUGAAGGGAAAUUCUCUCCACUUUAUAAACAGGAUGGAAGCAAACUCUCCACUGAUGACCUGUUAAAACUACUAGCAGAGUAUAGAAAGCCAGAGAAAACAAAACUGCAAGUUAUUCCUGGACAUCUCAAUGUGUCAGUGGAUUGUGUACCGAUGCAGCAAACAAACUGUGUCACCUCUUCCUAUGUGCCUGUCAGGCCAUAUGAUAAAGAGAACCAGAGAAUUGCAGUAGAAGUGGAAGAGUUUGUUCCGGAAGUGACCAAGUACUGUUAUCCAUUCACGGUUUACAAGAACCAUUUCUAUGUAUACCCAAUGCACUUAAAAUAUGACAAUCAGAAAACCUUUGCCAAGGCAAGGAACAUUGCUGUUUGUGUCGAAUUCAGAGAUUCAGAUGAGCCAGAUUCACAAGCACUGAAGUGCAUUUAUGGAAAACCUGGAGCUCCUCUAUUCACCACAAGUGCCUAUGCUGUUGUCUUACACCAUAACCAAAGCCCAGAGUUUUAUGAUGAAAUCAAACUUGAACUUCCUCUUCACCUUCAUCAAAAACACCAUCUGCUUUUUACCUUUUACCAUGUUAGCUGUGACAUCAACUCAAAGGGGAGCAGCAAAAAGCACGAUAACCCGGAAACCACGGUUGGCUACAGCUGGGUCCCUCUUUUGAAAGAAGGAAGGAUCAUGACAUCUGAACAAUACCUGCCAGUCUCGGCCAAUCUUCCUUCUGGAUAUCUGAGCCUCAGUGACUCAGACACAAAAAAGGCCAGCGGUGAUAUUAAAUGGGUGGAUGGAGCCAAACCACUCUUCAAAAUCAGACGCCACUUAGAGUCCACAGUUUAUACACAAGAUUUGCAUCUAUACAAUUUCUUUGAAUACUGCCAAAAAAUGCAGUCUGGAUCCAAAGAUGUUCCAGGGGAUCUUGUCAAAUACUUAAAGUGCUUACACGCGAUGGAUGUGCAAGUAAUGAUUCAGUUCCUACCUAUAACUCUUAUGCAACUCUUUCAAGUUCUAACUAAAGUGUCUCAUGAAGAUGAGGUGGCUUUAAAUUGUACUCUUGUGAUUCUCCACAUUGUCUCAACGUGUCACGAGGAAGGCUUAGAUCAUUACCUACGAUCCUUCAUUAAGUAUGUUUUUAAAACAGAGAAGGCAGACUCUGCUCAAAGCAAACCUGUGCAUGAAAUACUGGCAACAACCAUGAUAACCGUACUGAAGCAGUCUGCAGACUUUAUAGCAAUUAACAAGUUAUUAAAGUAUUCAUGGUUUUUCUUUGAGGCUUUGGCCAAAGCUAUGGCAUUGUACUUGAUUGAAGAGAACAAAAUCAAGGUUCCUCGGCCUCAAAGAUUCCCUGAUUCUUACCAAAAUGUGUUACACUCGCUGCUUCUCUCAAUAAUUCCACAUGUCACCAUAAGGUACGGAGAGAUACAGGAGGAAUCUAGAAAUGUCAACAUGAGUUUGGCCAACUUCAUCAAGAGAUGCCUAACCUUGAUGGACAGAGGAUUUGUAUUCAACCUAAUAAAUGAUUACAUGUCUGGAUUUAGUCCCAAGGACCCCAAGAUUCUAACAGAAUGCAAAUUUGAGUUUCUACAAACAAUUUGCAACCAUGAACAUUUCAUUCCUUUAAAUCUCCCAAUGACCUUUGCAAGACCUAAGAUGCCAAGAGUCCAAGAUUUGUUUUCUUAUGCUGUGGAACGAUUCACUUCUGUAGACUCGAACCUAGAAUACAGUUUGACAGAUGACUUCUGCAGGAAUCAUUUCCUUGUGGGGCUUCUUUUACGAGAAGUACUUCUGGCAAUUCAAGAAAAUUAUGACAUUAGAAACAUUGCCAUUUCGACAUUAAAGCAGCUUUUAAUUAAGCAUGCUUUUGAUAACAGGUACCAGCAUAAGAACCAUCAAGCAAAAAUCACUCAGCUUUACCUCCCACUCAUUGGCAUGUUGUUGGAAAAUGUAUCUCGGUUUGUUGGCAAAGAUACAUUAUAUAACUGUGCAGCCAUGUCUGAUUCUAACUCCAGAGAUACUUUCAUAUGCAGCUUCUCAUCUUCCAAUAGACUAAGCUUGAUUCUGGAAAAAGAGAUGGGCUUCAGCUCUUCAUUUACAAAUGGUUUUUCCAUUAAGAGAGAAGACUCUAGAGGAUCUCUUUGUGCAGAGGGAGUGACAGAUCAAAGCACUGACGGAGAAAAUAUGCGCAGAAGUUCAACAAAAAGCAGCGUGUCCCAUUACAGCCGUUUAGAUCCAUAUGAGAUUAAAAGUCUUCUAAUUUGCUACCUCUAUGUAGUAAAAGUGAUGUCAGAAGAUUCACUGAUCAGUUACUGGAAUAAAAUUCCCCCCCAGGAGCUACUGAAUUUCCUCACACUACUUGAAGUUUGCUUAUUUCACUUCAGGUACAUAGGAAAGAGAAAUCUGGCAAGAGUGCAAGAUGUGUGGGCAACUAAGCAUUUUGGAUCAGACAGGAAAUCUCUGACCAUGCCAGCAACUAGAAGUCGGGCAGGAGCUAUGCAGGUGCGUCUGCAGCAUCUAAGCACCUUGGACAGUUCGUUUACACUGAACUACAGUUCUGGGAAUUCAGAAGCAGAUGUAAUACACCAAGCAUUGCUUGAAGGGAAUUGUGCCACUGAAGUAUCCUUAACAGUAUUGGACACGGUCUCCUUCUUUACACAAACAUUCAGAACCCAGCUUCUCAACACUGAUUGUCACAAUCCUCUCAUGAAGAAACUCUUUGAUAUUUAUCUGGCUUUUCUGAAAAAUGGACAAUCAGAGAUGUGCCUGAAGCAUGUUUUUGCUUCGCUCCGUGCCUUUAUCAGCAAGUUUCCCUCAGCGUUCUUUAAAGGAAGGGUAAACAUGUGUGCUGCAUUUUGCUAUGAAGUUCUCAAGUGCUGCACUUCCAAACUGAGCUCCACCAGAAAUGAGGCUUCUGCUCUUCUGUAUCUCCUCAUGAGGAACAACUUUGAAUUUACAAAAAGAAAGACGUUUCUCAGGACACACUUGCAAAUAAUUAUUGCUGUAAGCCAGUUGAUUGCAGAUGUUGCUCUCAGCGGAGGCUCCAGAUUUCAAGAAUCUCUUUCUAUUAUUAACAAUUUUGCAAACAGUGACAGAGCAAUGAAGGCCACUGCUUUUCCCUCAGAAGUCAAAGAUCUAACUAAGAGAAUCCGUACCGUAAUCAUGGCAACAGCCCAGAUGAAGGAACAUGAGAAGGAUCCUGAGAUGCUAAUCGAUCUUCAGUACAGUUUGGCUAAAUCUUAUGCAAGCACCCCAGAGCUCCGGAAAACGUGGCUGGAGAGCAUGGCCAAGAUCCAUGUGAAGAAUGGAGAUUACUCUGAGGCUGCUAUGUGCUACAUCCAUGUUGCUGCACUGGUUGCUGAAUUUCUAUACAGAAAGAAGCUAUUCCACAGUGGAUGUUCAGUAUUUAAGAAAAUAACCCCAAACAUUGAUGAGGAAGCUGCAAUGAAAGAGGAUGCUGGUAUGAUGGAUGUCUACUACAGUGAGGAAGUGCUUGUGGAAUUACUUGAGCAAUGUGUUGAUGGUCUGUGGAAAGCAGAACGUUAUGAAACUAUCACAGAAGUCUCCAAGCUGCUUAUACCUAUUUAUGAAAAAAGGCGAGAAUUUGAGAAACUAACUCAACUCUAUCGAACUCUCCAUGGCGCCUACACAAAAAUCAUAGAGGUGAUGCACACUGGAAAACGUCUGCUUGGAACAUAUUUCAGAGUAGCCUUUUAUGGACAGGCUUUCUUUGAAGAUGAAGAUGGCAAAGAGUACAUCUACAAAGAGCCAAAACUCACAGGACUUUCUGAGAUAUCUUUAAGACUUUUGAACCUCUAUGGAGAAAAGUUUGGCAGUGAUUCUGUGAAGAUGAUCCAAGAUUCUAACAAGGUGAAUGCCAAAGACCUUGACCCAAAAUUUGCGCACAUUCAGAUAACCUAUGCCCGCCCAUUCUUUGAAGAGCAAGAACUUUCUGAAAGAAAAACAGAUUUUGAAAAGAAUCACAAUAUCAGAAGAUUUGUCUUUGAAACACCGUAUACUUUGUCAGGGAAAAAACAUGGAUGUGUGGAAGAACAAUGCAAAAAAAGGAGUAUUUUAACAACAUCUAACUCCUUCCCAUAUGUCAAGAAGAGAAUUCUAGUCACUCAGGAGCAACACAUUGACCUAAACCCUGUUGAUGUAGCAAUUGAUGAAAUAAAAGAUAAAACUGCAGAUCUGCAAAAAAUAUGUUCCUCUCCUGAUGUAGACAUGAUCCAGUUACAGCUCAAACUGCAAGGCUGUGUUUCAGUGCAGGUGAAUGCUGGUCCAUUAGCUUAUGCCCGAGCGUUCCUUGAUGAGAGUCGAUCCAGCAAGUACCCCAGUAAAAAGAUUAAAGACUUAAAAGAAAUCUUCAAGCAGUUUAUUCAAGCAUGCAGCGUAGCCCUGGAUUUGAACGAACAUCUUAUUAAGGAAGAUCAGUUUGAAUACCAUGAGGGAUUAAAAUCAAACUUCAGAGAAAUGGUGAAGGAACUUUCAGAUAUUAUUCAUGAACAGAUGUACCAGGAUGAUGAAAUGCAGUCACCUUGGAUGCGCAAUUCUUUACACGUCUUUCAUGCGAUUAGUGGAACAACUACAGAAUGAUUUACUCUCUCUCACUUUCAAUUGAAGGGCUAACACCCUACAUCCGUUUUUCUCAGGAACAUUCAGACAACAUUUUUCCAAACAGUGAUAAUCCUAAAUUUUAUCUAGGAACGUUUACCUGUUAUACCUCUAUUUCAGUUUAUGAAGGCCAAACAUACAUUUGUUACAGACAGAUGCCCCAUAGUGAGAGCUUACUAAUUUCAUUUUUUAUUAUGUUGCUAUAAAAUGUAGCCAAUAAAUAUAAGACUAGACUGACGUAUUAUCUUCAUUGAGGAAUGUAAUCUAUACUAUUUACCCAGUGCAUAAAUAAGGCUCAUAGGCUCAGUGUUGAAUACUGCAGUCAUCAACCAUGUUGACAUCAGCAUCUGUAGCCAACGCAGUGUGUCAGAGGGCGAGGUAACUAAGCAUACGAUCAGAUGUCAGUGUUUAAGUACAUUUUCCAGUAAGUAGAAGAGCUUAUUUAUAUUGUUUAUUAUAAUUUUAUGCAACAUGUAAGUGCCUGAGUGGUUAACUGUAUCAGUCAUAUGUAUUAAUGAAGUUCUCUACAUUUAUUGGUUUAUGUUCCGUGUUGCACUGACUCAUCAAGAUAAGGCCUUAUUUAUUUCAUGUUAUAGCUGGAAUCAAACCUAGGUACAAUGUGUCACCUAUGGUUUAAGUAUUUAUAUUUUCAGUUAAUUCACAGCACACAUUACAAGAAGCAGUCUGUCCAGCUGUAUGUGUAAAAAGUGUACAAUACCAAAGGGUACAGACAUGUUUCAGUGUAGAUUAUUUUUUUAAUUGUUAAAGAUUCAUUGCUGUGCAGAGCAUCAGAUAAAAUGAAAUGUUUCCUUGCACUAGAAAAAAAAGUUAUUCACAGCUCAUACUGCAGCAAUCAUCUUACAGUGUAUACAGCUUAUAUUGAUUAAAAUGGACUGACUGUAAAUCAACAUGUGUAAGACUAUUAUGUUGCUUUUUGUUGCAAACACUGUAUGAUCAAUAUUUAAAAUUCUAAAAUAAAAUAUAUUGAAAAUGA